Molecule: messenger RNA, 1239 nt
Organism: Desarmillaria tabescens
Lineage: Eukaryota; Fungi; Basidiomycota; Agaricomycetes; Agaricales; Physalacriaceae
Exons: 4
Coding region: 1-1239 (412 amino acids)
Source: RefSeq, a predicted model, not a curated record
AUGGCUCCUUACCGAAGUCUGAUGGAGACGGAACUGCUUCCCAUGUUAUACACGGAUCCCGCAGGUCUCAGCUCCUCUAUAAUCACUAAGCGUCAGGCGGAUCUCCUUGACACUGUGUCCGACGAUAAGAAGAAGGAUUGGGAAUUCACGGCAUCCACCGAUUCGUCGUUAUCCAAUGAUAUGCUGUGCGCUCUAGACGAUGACCUCUCGAAUAACCCUGCGUUCUCCCAGCUAUAUCUCGAAUACGGCGCCGAUAUCAGAAAAGUUUAUGAGAAAAGACUAAGCAAUUCUGACGACAAUGGAGACGAGCACCACAAUACGUACUGUGAGGCUGUCGUUGACCGCUUUGCUGGCUCGAUUGUAGACUGCGUCCGAGACACGACCAUGCGUUUACUCCCAGAUUGUUCACCGUUUCACGCAACACUCAAACCUUAUUCUAUUAGCCCCACACUCGUCGUCGUCCCCGAUUACACACUUUUUUUCCGUGAUCGCUCUACAUCUCUUCCGGUCGGUGUCGCGUUCUUCUUGGGGAAGACAAGGGCCCACUCCUACUGUUUCCUGCCGCCAUUAUUGGGACAAUUGGUGGACCCUUAUCAACAAGCAAUUCCGCCCAUUGGGAACGUGGGCCUCCAACGCGUCGGUAGACUCUUCCCGCAACCAGAUGGUGGUUACCAGCCAUACGUUCAUUUACAUGAUAUGUUUUUGGCAUCGUCCAUAAUCACCGCUCUCGCUUCGAACUCGGACUAUGCUACCGACUUUCCGUCACUGGAGCGCUUCCGAAAUCAACGCCGCCCGCAACCAGCAGCCAGGAAAUCCGAUUUGUAUGAUGUACAUGGACGAAAACAUGAUAUGCCUUUGUACUCCUCUCAGUCCUCAGAAUCUGAUGGCUUGACGCACGAUCCAACCUACAACCUCUCCCAAGAUUCCCCUGCCACUUCUGCAUCUCUUUCGCCCGGUACUAGGGCUCUAUCGCGUGCAACCUCAAUCUUCAAUGUACUUCAUGGAUGCGGAGGUGUAUCUAUGCUCGCAAACUUCUACUGGAGAGUUCAAAUGCGCCGUAGGCACAGCAGCUGUGACAUCGACAUCGAGUCUAGUCUUGGGAGUAGUUCAGAUGGAGACACAUACCUGGUUGGCGUACGUGGGAGCAACAAAAAGCUUGUUCUCAAAGUCUUUUCUUUCACUGCGUUUGGCCAGGCUGAGUUCUGUGCCUACAUGGCCUAUGAAGGAUUUACAAGGUAG